CUUAGCACUGUUAGCAGCAGAUAAAUUUUCAAAAUUUUGAUCGCAAUUUUGUUGUAUGUUAUUAAAAGACGUAUUUGAUCCUUAUGAUUCUUGUUUUAUAUUGUUACUGUUAAGAUGGAUGCAAAGGUUAACGAUAGACCUAUGUAUCAAGCUAAACCGUUAUCAGAAUUAAUAUCUUCAAUUACAUGUCUCCUAUCGGACAAUGAUAUUAAUUUAUUGAAAGCUAAGCAACAAGAAAGAAAAACAAUGGCUGUGAGCAGAUCUGUAGGCAAAUUUGUAAAACCUUUUACUCGUGAUGAAAUGACUCAAGCUUGCCACGAUAUUGCAGCAUCGAGAAAAUUAUCUCCUAGAAGACAAAUGCAAUCAAAAUCUACAUCCAAAAAGAGAACAUGGAACUCUUCAGUGAAAGUAGAAUGUAAAACUAAAAGUGUUACUGCUAACGGCCAAAUGAAGAAUACGAAUGUCAGAAAGAAGCUUAACUUUCAGCCAAAGCAGGUAACUUAUAGCAGGAAGACAGUUCUGAAUCCUGAAACACCAACAUUUGCAAAACCAGCACCUAAAAUAAAGAAACCAUUAGAUUUCAUGGCUAGGAUUAAUGUAGCACAUAAUGAUACAAGCGGAAUUCAUAAACUUUCAGAGACCCCAAUGCUAAAUCAUGGAGUUAAAAGAAUGACAAUUUUCAAUAAAGAAAAUGUGAAAUUUUCUCUAAACAGUAUGAAUAAGAAAGCUGAAACUUCUCUUACUCCUUACUUGACAAAGAAACCAACAACACCUAAAAGUAUCCUCAAAAGGACUCUUAAACAGCCAAUUUUUGAUGAUGUAUCACAGGUAAACUCUUCAAUUAAGUCUGAUGAGAGUUUUUUACAAAAGGAGAAGGAAGCUAAUGAGAUAGAAGAAAUACCUCAAGCUACCAAUGAAAACCUCAACAGAAUAUCAGUACUGGCACCACUUGCACUUGUUUCACCAUCUUUAGAAAAUUAUAGGAAUGUCAAUGAUUAUUUCAAUAGUAGUGAUAACACAUCUGUCAUGGCUGAUGACUCUACCCUUUACAUUGACAGCACUAUUUUAUCAUUUGAGAUAAUGCCAAAUUUUAAUGAAAAUAAUAAUAAGGAACAGUGUGAUGUAUCAAAUCUCUGCCAUCUGUUAACUAAAGCAAAUAUUAAUAUGUUGGAAAGUAAAAACACAGAACUUGAACAGCUGCUAAAAAUUGAGAAGCAGCUUGAAAAUGGAAGAAAGCUAUUAACAAGUAUUACAGAAUCACAAAUGGAGGCAUUAAAUUCUGUAAGGAAGUUGAUUCAAAAUCAUAAAUCCCGAGAUGUUUGUGAAAUUCAGAAUAUGGAGACACAAAAUAAAUGUACGGAAAGUCCAAAGACUAGUCAGCGUUGUUCAGUUAUAAAAUCACCAUCAUAUAAAAUACCUAAAAAGAGUGUAAAUUUAUCUAGAAAGGUGUUACAUGCAUCAUCGCCAAAGGUGUCUGAUAUUAACAAAACUCCAGUUAAAGGUAUGGAUACUAAAGUACUGAGUAUGUAUAUGAAAAUGAAAAAGAAGAUGAAUUUCUUAAAUACACCAUCAAUGGAUCGUCACAGGGAGAUUCAACCUGACACACCAACAGUUACAUCACAUAACCUUCAAAAACAGCUGGCAAGCUUAUAUGAUGAAAGCGACUAGAGUUUUUAGUGACUUGGACACUCCUUAUAGAAUAUAUAUUUUACGAAUAUUUAUUUUAAUGAAUUUAAAUUUUAUAAUGUGCAACCUGAGCCAAUAAUAAUUCUCUCAGGCACUGAUGAGUGAUAGUUAUUAAUUCAAAUAGGUAUAGAUACUUGUACAAAUUCACCUCUGGACCUAUCCAAGCCAAGCCCUUGAUACCUAUAUCAAGGGCUGUGUUCACUUUUACCAACUUACUGAGCCUAAAAUAUUAAAACACAAGAUCUCAAAAUGAAAUAUUGUCAGAUAAUAUUGCAAAUGCAGUGUUUCGUUUUGUACAAAAUAAUAGCAGUCAAUCACAAAACAAAAUUUGUCAUUUAAAAAAAUAGUUCUUGUAUAAUUUUAAAUGGUCUAGAGAUGUUACUUAAGUAAUUUGGUUAGAUUAUGUAUAACUCAUUCAUUCCCUCUUCAUUUUUAUUUUGUAUAAAGCUUGAAAAUGGUCAUAUGACAUAGCUAAAAUGAUUGUGUAACUGAAGUGGCCGCUGGGGCAGAAAAGUCGGACCACAUACCGGAAGAUGCAGUGUUGGUAGGCCCCCCCCCAAGAUGGACCGAUAAUUUGGGCAAGAUUGCCGGAAUAAGUUGGAUGAGGGCAGUGCAGGACUGAUCAUCAUGGAGAUCUUUGGGGGACGCCUUUGUCCAGCAGUGUACAUCUUCCAGCUGAUGUUGAUGAUGAUAUUCUUCUGGGGUUUCAAAUCCAGUGGUUAAUUCAUCCAAAAAUAUGUGUCUUUAAAAUAUGUCUUUAUUAGUUGUUUUGAGAGGUUUGUGUAUAUUUUAGGCCCAAAACAAAGAUAUCUCUAUUCUGCUAGACCAAUAUUUACCAAUCAACGAAUAAUAUGAACAAGUCUAUAAUUGAAACAGUGAUUGGCAGAAUAGCCUAUUUAAAAUUUCUAUAUACUUUCCAAUUAUUUUAUUAUUCUAUAUUACUUCCUUUCUUGUGAUGUUCAUAUUCAUGAAUACCACCCAUUUGAAAUUGACUGUGACUUUAAAACACUAGAGAAAUUGAAAACAUUAUUAAGAACAUUUUAAGAUUGUUGAGACCUUAAACUCCCACUUAUCUUUGUUAGGUAAAGUUGGCUUCCCAUUGCUGAUAGUAAAUCAAAAUAUUUAUAAAAAUAUUUCUGCCUGCCACAUUGACUUGCUUGAAUAAGUAAUGGAAACUAACAAAUAAUUAAAAAAAUUGGUUGUAGAAUAAAUUUUAUAAAAUUAUAAUAAAGAUAAUUAUUCUUUAUUGAAAUUUACAUGUGAAGACAUACAAGUGAUUGCUUUCGUAUCGCAGAGUUAACUGCAAUGACCACCAGUGUGUAAGAAUAGUUUGACACAGACUACCGAUUCGAAUUUCGCCAGCCACGUUCCAAUGUUCAUAUGUAUGGUUAUAUUCGACGCUUUAUAAAGUCGCAACGCUCUUGUGAUUCUACUGGUGUUACAAGAGUAAGUACUGUGGUGAUCACUUACCAUCAGCUGACUUGUAUACUCCUUUGACAUCCUCUUACAUAAAAAAAAAAACAAAAUUGUCGGAGGCACCUCCUUCCAGGGGUUGAUGACUUCUUAGAAUAGCGUUAAGGUCUUCAACGCAGCACUGCCAUUAUCCUGGAGAAAAUCCUGGUAUUGUAACCACGCACCUACUCUCCUUCGUAUAGUGGAGACUACUUUCUUUAAGGCUACACGCGUGCAUUGAAGUAUGAGCUGUCAAGGCUAUUUGAGUUUAGUUUUGUUAAUUGUAUGUUAAGUUCAGGCCAAGUUCAUAAGUUCUUAACUCUGUGUAACGGCAAUUGGACUGUCCGUAGCACGAGUAAUACGGUACUCGUGAUUUCAAAUCACAGUUCACUCAUGUUCGUCUUUAUAAAGUAGCUUAACUUUUCGACUUAUGCAUUUAUUAUUGUAAUAAUUAAUACGUAUUCAAAGUAUAACUAAUUUACUAAAAAAAUUAUGUAGAUAAUAAAAUAUUAUAUUGAAUUUAGUUUAAUCCAGUUUUAUUUAGAGUAAAUUUUAAUAUAAUAUGGAACUAACUGGAAAUAAUAAAUCUUUACUUGGUA
Molecule: messenger RNA, 3737 nt
Organism: Leptidea sinapis
Lineage: Eukaryota; Metazoa; Arthropoda; Insecta; Lepidoptera; Pieridae
Exons: 5
Coding region: 115-1668 (517 amino acids)
Source: RefSeq, a predicted model, not a curated record